Aspergillus clavatus NRRL 1 is the source of this 1305-nucleotide messenger RNA. RefSeq names its product tryptophan--tRNA ligase WRS1. Bases 1 to 1305 code for a protein of 434 amino acids. Gene Ontology annotation, molecular function: tryptophan-tRNA ligase activity; ATP binding. The transcript is spliced from 3 exons. Gene Ontology annotation, biological process: tryptophanyl-tRNA aminoacylation. NCBI's taxonomy places the organism in Eukaryota, Fungi, Ascomycota, Eurotiomycetes, Eurotiales, Aspergillaceae. The record is from RefSeq and is a predicted model, not a curated record. Gene Ontology annotation, cellular component: cytoplasm.
AUGGCGGACGAACCCGGCCAACCCCCCGCUCUCACCACCCUGAGCCUCGCAGAACAGGCUCCUGCCUCGAAGGCCGUUGCACAGAUUGUCACACCCUUUGACGUUUCUGGUGGCGUGGAUGAGUCCGGAAAGCUUCUCCCAGUCGACUAUGAUAAGCUGGUGCGCGAGUUUGGAGCCACUCGCAUCUCCAAAGAGCUGCUCGAACGCUUCGAGCGAGUCACCGGACGCCGGCCGCACCGAUUCAUGCGCAGAGGGAUUGUCUUCAGUCACCGUGAUCUGAAUCUGAUUCUCGAUCGAUAUGAGAAGGGGCAGCCGUUUUACCUCUAUACUGGUCGCGGACCAAGCAGUGACAGCAUGCACGUUGGACACACGAUUCCUUUCGAGUUUACCAAGUGGCUGCAGGACGUCUUCGAUUGCCCGCUGGUGAUCAUGCUUACUGACGACGAGAAAUAUAUGCACUCGCAAAAAAUCGAGGUUGAUGAUGCGAAAAGAUACACGAAAGCGAACGCGAUGGAUAUCAUUGCUGUUGGUUUCGACAUGAAGAAGACCUUCAUUUUCAGCGAUUUUGAUUUUGUCGGUGGUGCCUUCUACGAAAACAUCUGCAGAAUGGCCAAAAGAAUCACAAUCAACUCCGUCAGAGGAACCUUUGGCUUCAACGACAGCAACAACGUCGGCGAAUUCCACUUCUGUGCCACUCAGUCGGCCACUGCCUUCGCAACCAGCUUCCCUCACAUCUUCGGUACCGACAGGAAGAAGGUCUCCUCCAUCCCCUGCCUGAUCCCGUGUGCCAUCGACCAGGACCCGUACUUCCGUCAGUGCCGCGAACACGCUGAGAAGAUGAAGUACAAGAAGCCUUCGCUCAUCCACGCCAUCUUCCUCCCUGCUCUCCAGGGCCCUGGCUCGAAGAUGUCUGCCAGUGUUGAUACCUCCGCCAUCUACAUGAAUGAUGCGCCGAACCGCAUCAAGAACAAGAUCAACAAGUACGCCUUCUCUGGCGGUCAGGAUACGGCCGAGCUUCAGCGCCAACUGGGUGCUAACACCAAGGAUGAUGUUUCUUUCCAAUACCUCACCUUCUUUCUCGAGGACGAUGAGGAGCUAGAGCGUAUUCGUGUGGCAUAUGAGAAGGGAGAGAUGCUUACUGGUGAGGUUAAGCAGAAGUGCAUUGCGGAAUUGCAGACAUACGUCCAAUCCUUCCAGGAACGCCGGACCAAGGUGACAGACGAGAUUGUUGCUGAGUUCAUGCGUCCCCGGGCUCUCGAAUGGAAAGGGAACCCAAACCCCAUUGUCGUGGAGAAAAAGAAAUAG